ACUGCAGACAGUACAGGGGAUGACCAGAGACUGCGGACACAGUACAGGAGAUGACCAGAGACUGCUGACACAGUGCAGGAGAUGACCAGAGACUGCUGACACAGUACAGGAGAUGACCAGAGACUGCGGACACAGUACAGGAGAUGACCAGAGACUGCAGACAGUGCAGGGAAUGACCAGAGACUGCAGAAAGUGCAGGGAAUGACCAGAGACUGUGGACACAGUACACGAGAUGACCAGAGACUGUGGACAGUACAGGAGAUGACCAGAGACUGCGGACACAGUACAGGAGAUGACCAGAGACUGCAGACAACAGUGCAGGGGAUGACCAGAGACUGCAGACAGUGCAGGGGAUGACCAGAGACUGCUGAC
Messenger RNA from Staurois parvus, 372 nucleotides. NCBI's taxonomy places the organism in Eukaryota, Metazoa, Chordata, Amphibia, Anura, Ranidae. The record is from the annotation of a GenBank genome assembly.